GAGCAAUGGGCUUCCUGGGGUGCAAACAGGCAGUGAGAUCAGAUGACAGUUGCUGCUGCUGCGACUGAAUGGUUAAAAAGCGCAGGAGAGUUGACGUGGGGGAGAAGCCACUAGGCGAAGGCAUCAGUAACAUCCAAGCACAUUCCUGGGCUCACUGUGCUGCUGCUGCUGCUGCCAACAUCUGAUUAGAAGCCUACACGAUCCACGGGGCUGUGAGGGGCUGAGCUAAGCUAAGGCCAGAGGAGGAGGAGGAGGAGGGGUAGAGGCAACACAGCAGGGGGAGUAGGAGGCAGCGACAGCGAGAAACUGACAGUCGCACAUCACAGCAGCGACGGGCGAUUAGCAACAUCCCAGCCGCAAACUCGUAUGAACAUGAACUUCUGCUGAGCGUUGGGGUGUUCCUCUGUCAUCUCUUAUUAUCUGACUCUUAUUUAAUGAUUGUGACGUUGUGAGGCAGGCCUCCAGUCAUGUCUACUGAUGUAGAAACCAGCAGCAACACUGCCACCGAAGUACCACCACCACCACCAGCAAAGCCGCCUUCCAAGAAGGAAAAGAAAAAAGGACCAGAAAAAACAGAUGAAUUCCUUUUGGCCAGAUUCAAGGGAGAUGGGGUGAGAUAUAAAGCCAAAUUAAUUGGCAUUGAUGAUGUCCCUGAAGCCAGAGGAGAUAAAAUGAGCCAAGACUCCAUGAUGAAGCUUAAGGGGAUGGCUGUGGCGGCUCGUUCUCAGGGACAACAUAAACAGAGAAUUUGGGUCAACAUUUCGCUUUCUGGAAUAAAAAUCAUAGAUGAGAAAACUGGAGUAAUAGAGCAUGAACAUCCCGUUAAUAAAAUUUCAUUCAUUGCUCGGGACGUGACGGAUAACCGCGCAUUCGGAUAUGUUUGUGGAGCAGAAGGGCAGCACCAGUUUUUUGCAAUAAAGACGGCCCAGCAGGCUGAACCUUUGGUUGUCGACCUAAAAGAUCUUUUCCAAGUCAUCUAUAACAUAAAGAAAAGAGAGGAUGAAGACAAAAAGAGGAGCGAUGAAAGCAGUCAGCCUUUAGAGAACGGCAGCGAUGCCCUGCUCAACAUUAAUGAGGAAGCUGACAAACUAAGACUGGGUGUUGACCAGAUGAAUUUAUUUGGUGAUAUGUCCACACCCCCUGACCUCCACAGUCCCACAGAAAGUAAUGAAAUCCUGUUAGUGGAUCUAAACACUGAAAUCGACACCAAUCAAAAUUGUGUUAAAGGAAAUCCCUUCCUAUCAAAUGGCUUCAUCAGUGCAUGUUCUCCUCUUCCUCAUCCACAACCACAGUCACCUUUCUCACCUGAGAAACCAUUUUCUUCCAAUCUCAGCUUCUUUCCUACUCCCAAUCCAGAUCCUUUUUGUGACGAUCCUUUCACUGCCACUGAUCAAUCACCCUAUUCUCCUCCACUUGAUUCUUCAAAAUUCGUAAAUCACCUAAAAGAGAACUUAAGUAACUUAGAGAAUGGUUCAGAAAAGAAUGGCGUUCUGACAAAUGAUAUUGAGUUUGGGCAGAAGUUUGACCAAAUUUCUAACCAUUCUAGUAAACAGGACGCAAAGUCAGAUCAUUGGCCUUUUAAGGCUAACCAGUCCCUCCCUAGAGCAAGGACUCACAAUGGUGGACUGGAGCACAGACUCAAUGGUCCCUUGAUCAGCCCCCCACCAAAUCCAUUUGCUGAAGGCACAACUAAGGGAGUCGAUCUGCACAAUGGAAUAAGAAGGAACUCAGAAACCAAUGUCAGUCACAAACCAGACCCUGUUAAUUCCCUUCCGUGUGAUCCUAUUGCAAUAAUCCCACCACCACAAAGUACCAAGCCUGGAAGAGGCAGGAGAAGUGCGAAGGCAACAUCUGAUGAUUUGUUUGGGUCAGACAUCUUUCCAUCAAAUUCAGAGCCAACGUCAGCUGUAGCUCCUACUGCUCAGCCAGCUCCAGCGCCAACCAACCCAUUGGAUCUGUUUAACACCUCAGGUCUCACUUCAGCAGCUGCCACUGGAAGCCUUGGCACCUUGACAGUAAACUCAUCUCACGCACAACAAUGGAAUCCCCAGUCUUUAGUUUUUAACCAGCCUUCUUCAACACUUCACACUCCUGUAGUGGGUUUACAGUCUGGUUUUACUCAGCAAAAUGUUCUUGGAUCAGCAUCAAUGGCGUCAUGGAAUCAGCCACCGGGUUUAGUAGCACCCCCACCUAUGCAGAAUCCCACCUUGUGGAAUCAGCCUGUAUCAAUUCAGCCAAAUGUUUGGCCGCAACAAGGAGGCUUAAAUAACCCUUUCCAGGUCAAUAUGUUUGCACCAAGACCACCUGUUUUACCAUUAGCAUUAACAUCCUCAGGUCCUGCUCUCACAAGUCCUCCUCAGCCACCACCAAGGCCAGCACCUCAAAAGGAGUCACCUAAGAAAGAAAGUGAUGCCUUCACUGCUCUAGAUCCACUCGGGGAGAAAGAGAAGAAGAGUGUCAAAGACAUGUUCAAAGACUAUCAGUUGACAAAGCCACCUGCUGUUCCUGCAAGGCGAGGAGAACAUCAGCAAAACAACAAUUCCAAUUCUUCUGGAGCUUUUAACAACUAUUUUGCUAGCAAAGUAGGAAUUUCCCAAGAAAGUGCCGACCAUGAUGAUUUUGACAUUAAUCAACUUUCAUCUAGGAUUAAUGAUGCACCAAAGCCUGCCCCACGAGCACAUACACUACCAGUGUCAAAGCCCACUGAGGGGUUAUUUGAAAAUCCCUUUGGUUCAGAUUCUUUCACUUCUUCAUUACAAAACUCUAAAGCCACAGCACAUCUGUUGACAUCUUCUGAUCCAUUCGGGGAUCCAUUUGCUUAAGAAAGUUUCUACUGCAUUUCCAUGGACAAAGCAUCAAGCAAAAAUAUACAGAAGAUACUUGCCAGCCUCACUAAGACAUCUCAUCGUUUUCCAGUUUAUUUAUUGCCAAAUAAUUUCCAAAGAAUUCCCACCAGAUUGCAUCAAAUUAGGGUGGACCACAAUUUCAUAAAUCCAAGUCCCCAAGACAGUUAGUUUGUGUUAGCAUCCAUGAAAUUACCAUUUUAUUUAGUUAAGCGCAUUCACAUUUCCACUUGCAAGCGUUCGUGCUGAAUGGUAAAAAAGUUUGGAAAAUGCUUGUGGUAUUUUAGUGAGUAGACAGACCUGCAGACAAAUAGUAUCAGCAAAUAUCUGGAAGCAGGGAUAUUCAAUGCAACCCCAAGACUGCCUUAAUGAAAGCAGACUGAGAAAUUUAACCAAAGCUACACGAGGCACCUUGUAGGAGGAGCAGGACCUGGAAUCGAUAAUAGUCAAUAACAGUAACAUUCCCUCUUUUCUGGCCAUGUGUCCGAUCAGGAAAUAAUCUCAUAUAAUAAAUACUUUAGAUGUUCAUAUAUCCUGAGCAUAAAACAUAAAGCUCAAGAACAAAUUAUCCCCUGCUAAAUUCUGGAUCAUGCAUCAAUUUCCCAUUUAAUGAUUGGCAUAAUGCAUGGUACAGUUUUUAUCCGAUCUGCUUUUUCAUUGUUCAGCUAUGUUUGAUCUUUUGGGACAUGUUCACACCAAUGAUAUAUUUAAAAAAAAAAUAUCUUGAUAUCAAAGGGUGUGUCUGUUAUAUUGCAUUAAAGAAUGCUUUUUCUAUGA
Molecule: messenger RNA, 3620 nt
Organism: Xenopus laevis (African clawed frog)
Lineage: Eukaryota; Metazoa; Chordata; Amphibia; Anura; Pipidae
Gene: dab2.L
Product: Dab, mitogen-responsive phosphoprotein, homolog 2 L homeolog
Exons: 15
Coding region: 468-2822 (784 amino acids)
Biological process (GO): positive regulation of endocytosis; positive regulation of epithelial to mesenchymal transition; receptor-mediated endocytosis
Cellular component (GO): clathrin-coated pit; cytoplasm
Molecular function (GO): cargo receptor activity; clathrin-cargo adaptor activity
Source: RefSeq, a predicted model, not a curated record